AUGCCCCCCCAACAGGACGCGGUGCUGACCCUGGCGGAUCGCUGCUCGCCAGACGCCGGCCGGCGCCGCGAGACAGCGCGCGGAGGAGACCACCCCGCCUGGCAGCUCCGGGGCGACCGGGUCAUGACCAGACCGCCGGGGGAAGAGGACGAGUGGAAGACCUACCGAGAGGAAGCCGAGGACACCGCUCCAGACGAGCCCGAGCACCUCUCCGACGGGGAACUGGACGCGGACGCACCCCACGACCCCGGCGAGGCACCCUGUCCCGCAGAAACCGCGCCACGAAGGGAGGCCCCCAAGAGCGAGCCGCCCCCGCGGCAUGAGACACCUACGGAGACUCACACCACUCCGCGCCGGCGGAGAAGGGGCCGGCCACGCCACGCCAGGUGCCGGGUGACAGAAGUCGCGGCGGACGACUCCGACGACCCCGCCAGAGCGACCCCUGACCCCGAACCCAUCAUAUCCGACCCAGACGAGGACGAAGAGGAAUCGCCCCCGAGCCCGAUUAGAGGUGGUUGGGGGCACGCGGCCUCCCUUGCCGACGCAACUUUCCGCGUCACCGUCACACAACUGCGCGAGGAGGGGGCUGGACGUCCCCGUCGGACACGACGCAGACCCGCGAGGCUGCGGGAGUUCGUCCUGAACACCACCCCGGGGCGGAGCUCACCCAGCCCGGCGCUGAUACCCGAGCGGGAACGCCAGCCCUACGGACGCUGCAGUUACAGGUUCUAG
Messenger RNA from Bacillus rossius redtenbacheri, 732 nucleotides. RefSeq lists its product as uncharacterized. The record is from RefSeq and is a predicted model, not a curated record. The coding region runs from base 1 to 732 and encodes 243 amino acids. The transcript has 4 exons. Lineage: Eukaryota; Metazoa; Arthropoda; Insecta; Phasmatodea; Bacillidae.